Molecule: messenger RNA, 882 nt
Organism: Oikopleura dioica
Lineage: Eukaryota; Metazoa; Chordata; Appendicularia; Copelata; Oikopleuridae
Source: the annotation of a GenBank genome assembly
AUGGCUUUUCGCCUGACGAGAAAUUCUAGCAACAGAAAAAUCAGAAAACCAGAAGAAGUUGAAUGCAUAGGCGUCCAAAAACGACUGAAGGAAUACUUCUUCAUAUUUUCAGUGCGCUGGAAUGACGAGUCAAAGUUGACCAUUUUCAGAAGCUGGCACGAAACUCAUGAUUUAGCCAAACAAAUCAAAAAUGAAACGGUUUCAAAAUCGGAGCCAUUCGAAGUUGCCAAGGAGCUGGAAAAAAUUGUCAAACCGCCGGGUUGCUUGAAUUUUGCGAAGAGGAGUGCUUACGAUGUUUGCGAAAAACUUCAAGAAAUUUUGACACCGAAGUUCCCAAUCAACCUUUUUCAUUCAUCCUUCGCCCUUGAUUUUUUCCACCUUACUCCCGAAGAUCGCAACAGCGCCGCCUACAGAAACUUCACUUCCUUCCAUAUCGUGAAAGAAUCGAGCCAAAAGUCGAUAAAAAUCCGUCCAGCGACGAUGAUGGCGACCAAAACUUACAACGUCCGGGAGAGCUACAAAUGCAGCGAUGACUCAGCAGGAGAAGUCGAGAUUCACACUGGAGAAAAGAUAAGAGUUCUUAUCAAGAAACGCGAAGAAGAAGGAUGGGUGCCAGCUUCUCACAUUGAAUUUUCCAACAACACAAAAUCCAUGAAAAAGCUGCAAAAAUCGACGAACGAGACAUAUUUGAUGAUUGAGUCUCACAAGGCUGAAAAUGAUGAGGAGCUCUCUGUCCCAGCUAAUGCUACUGUUCAAGUGACUCAUACUUAUGCGAAUGGCUGGUGGAAAGUGCUGUAUUUGGAGGAAGAAGGGCUGGUUCCUCGGGCGAAAAUGCAAAAAUACGAAGCUCAAAAUCGAGCUGAUUUUAUUAACAGUCAAUAA